AUGGUGAAACAUGUCAAUGUCGCAGCUCCUUUCAACCCAGUACCACAACUCAAUGAUCGUACAAUCUUUGACAAGACCACCUUAUUUCAUGGUAUCAACCUCCGAACACAACCAGUAUUAACAAAGCGAGGCAGGAAAACCAACAAGAUCGUAUCACGUAUCUUUGUCAUCUUAGACGGUUACCUCUUUUACUUUCAGCAUUCGGCUGCUACGGCCCCGUGUGGAGUUCUAGCAUUACAGAAUGCAGAAUAUUUUGUACAUUCGUACGCAUCAUCGGCAAAGCCUGGAAACUUUUGCGUUGAAUUGCAAUCUCCAUUACGAGUCUGGGGAACGCUUAUUCUCCAUUUUCAUGGAUAUACUGCAAUGGCCUUUCAGAACAUCAAACAAAUGAUCAAUGGUGCAGGCGCGAAAUUUCGUCAGAAUCAAUUCACAGAGAACGGAAUAGAGCUUGACUCUACUCGACGCAAUAACAAAGUACAAAAGGCGUCGCGUUUGAUGACGCUUUCCAGCCUUUCAAACCUCAUUCCACAAUGGGCUCGUCGAAAUCGAAGCCCUCGCAGUAGUAAUCAUGAAGACAGUAUGUUGGUGUCGGAGAGUGAGCCUGAGUUGGAGGCUACGAACGUACAGGUUGACAGCAACAUGGUCGUCUGUCGAGGCAUGAAUGUGUUGCGCUCUAGUCUUCACAAAGGGAAUUCUCAAAACACAAAUGCCAUGAAUGAGCCUGUUGAAACCAGUAACAAUGUAGCACAUUCUACGAGAUAUCAGGACUCACCACGCACUAGACUAUCGUAUGCACAAAAAGCGUUCCCACGCCGUUUUUUAAACUCUUAUGAACAGGAAGAAAUCGUGACGGAACGGAAUAUAAAUCCCGAACAUUGUCACGAGCUCUGUGUUAAUGGGUAUGUAGAGACUGCCGGUCGUAGUCUCUCUCUUUUAAUCAAGCCUGGGGAAGAACAUAGGGACCUUUGUUCGACACAGCAGACAGAUACUGCGCGACGUUUUUCAGUGGUUGUACAAAGUACUCAGCAACCUCUCGGUUCACGUAUUCGCUUCGUCUCUGCUUCGGAGCCGUUGUCUGAACCAUUUGAUAUCGUUACGAUGACUAUGGCUCAUGAAGGAUAUUUAUCAAUACAAGACCAUCAACAGCAGAGACGAUCAAUCUGCGUUCAUGACUCACAAUCUAUUGAUGUGAAAAGCUCUGUAGUAUCUACCAGGUGUUCUUCCACCAGCAGACGAAGACUAAGUAGUGAAGCAGCGACUGCACAAACGAGCGAUGAUCAAACAUGUCGAUUAGCGCCAGUACGAGACAUUGUCAAGACAGAAGCAAGUCAAUGUGAACUGAUUGAUCCAGUCGGACUUCACCCCGCUACUGUCAAUAGUUCAAUUGUAUCGAACCCUGCAAGCAGUCCAUCGAAAUCUCACUCUCGCCUAUUGUCACCAACGUCGCUUCCGCAAAAGGCCAAGGCUAUCGCACACCGUACAGCGUCUCCUACCACACCACUAUCAUCUCCCGUCUCUAAGAAUGUCCAUCCACUAUCGCCUGGAAAGCAGAUUCUAGUUCCAGUUCCCAUGACGGAUAUUCGACUGGUUCAAGCUGUGAGUAUUGCCGAGAGUUACAGUGGUGGGUAUAUGCUGCGCCAGUAUGAACCACUUAAAGUCAUUGGUCGUGGUGGGUUUGGUCAUGUGAUGGUAGCUCGCCACUUGCCUUCAGGCGCAUUAGUGGCAAUCAAAACGCUUAAUAAACGAGUCAUCGCAGCACAGAACCAAAUUCAAUUGUCACGAGCAGAGAAGACAGUGCUAACUCGGUGUCGUGAUCAUCCGUUUAUUGUUAAGAUGCACGCAUGUUUCCAGACUAUCGAGCAUUUACACUUAGUGCUUGAUUAUUGUCCAGGUGGCGAACUGUUUUUCCAUCUAUCGCAACGUGGUCAAUUUACUGAACCAGUUGCUGCUUUUUACGUCGCAGAAGUUCUUUUAGCACUUGAACACUUGCAUGAUCAUGAUAUUAUUUACCGAGAUCUCAAGCCUGAAAACAUCCUUCUUGAUCAGCAAGGUCACGUUCGUCUUGCCGACUUUGGAUUGUCAAAACCAGACGUGGACGACUGGACACUAGCCAUGACUUUUUGUGGUUCAAAAGAUUAUAUUGCACCGGAAGUGCUAGCACUUAAUGAACGAUCGUCAACCUCUUCUGUGCGAGGGUAUGGAAAGACAGUGGAUUUCUGGGCACUUGGUUGUAUGCUAUAUGAACUUUUGACCGGCCAACCACCGUUUUAUACUGCUACAAACAGAACACAAUUGUACGCACUCAUUAUGGAGGGGACCGUCUCGUUUCCACCUACUAUGAGUAAAGAAGCGCGCGACUUGAUUCAGAAUUUACUUCAAAUUGAUCCGACAGAACGACUGGGUGCUCGUCGAGCAGCGGGUGGUGGUGUAGCGGGCAUUAAACAACAUGCGUUCUUUUCAAAACAUCACAUUGACUGGACGAAAUUGCUUAAUCGAACUCUGCAUGCUCCACCACUUCGUCCUCGGGCAGGAGCAUUCGUAAACUUUGAUGCAGAAUUUACAUCCAUGACAUUGAGAGGCAUUGAUCAUAUGGUGAAGUUUCCAGAGAAAAUUCCGAUGGAGUAUCAGCUUUUUGAUAACUACAACUGGGAGUCGCCGAAAACGGAAUAA
This is a messenger RNA of Plasmopara halstedii, 2670 nucleotides long. Its product is annotated as agc protein kinase. Gene Ontology annotation, molecular function: protein serine/threonine kinase activity; ATP binding. Bases 1 to 2670 code for a protein of 889 amino acids. Lineage: Eukaryota; Oomycota; Peronosporomycetes; Peronosporales; Peronosporaceae. Gene Ontology annotation, biological process: protein phosphorylation. The transcript is spliced from 3 exons. The record is from RefSeq and is a predicted model, not a curated record.